AUGUACACUGAUCUUGGUGGUCCGCCUAAGACACCCCUAAGCGUGUCCGAGCGUCCAGCAACGAUUCCUUCAGCUGCCUCACCGUACCAUAGGAUCCGCUCCGAUUCUACCUUGGCAUUUAUGGACGAAACCAUCAAAAAAUACUCCCGGAAGUUGCGGAAGCUGCGGGCCUACACCUGCGCUGCUUUCAGUGCUGUGGAGAAGCUUAUAAAAGAUUACGAUAAAACUCAACAAAAUGCUAUUGAUUGGGCGCAAAAGCGCCUUGUUAUGGAUGGUGCAUUCAUGGGCUGGAUUAAGAACCAGACCGACGAGGACAAGGCCAAGAUGGAUAUCCGUAUCAUUGAGAUCAUCGGUCACGCCGGUGCAAAAUUUGGUUGUGUUUUGCUGCCCAGCAAGUACCUCAAAGACUUCACAAUUGGUGCCUUCAGAAUGGUGAUCAAGUUGCCGUGCGGACGUGCACUUCCAUCUAGAGACAUGUUUGUCACCCCUCGCAUACCUAGACAGAAGGCCAAUAACGCUGGCUCAAAACAUUUCCUCAAGACGUUCUGGGCGCAUGCUUUGACCCGCGGCAGAGAGCAUACGAACCCACAGCUUUUUGAGAAAGGAGAGGAGGUUCAUGUUUCGGGCUUGCCUGGUACGCCAUAUGGGCGAGUCCUACGUCUUGAAAAUAGAUCCAGUCGGGACAACCUACAAGGACCGUCUGAGACAUUCGAAAUUGAUGCCUCCGAUGAUGAACCCUUGACCACGAAGAAGCGGCGCAGACAUAAAAUACCUGCGGGAGAGCCAAAGGUAAAGCGGAAGCGCGAGUCAGAACCUGGCACUGCCAUUGCCAGCAGUGCCCCCGCUCAACGAACGAGGGCAUUUGGGCCCAAAAGCAAGGCCAAGUUAUCACCGCCAUCGAAACAAAGGCGUGCUUCAUCACCAGGCCCCCGUAAAGUUGAGGGCACGCGCCAGUUUUCCCUAACUAAACUGACCGAUACGGACGCUGAGGGGGAGCUUGACAUGGAUGUCUUUGGAGAAGCGGAAGUGGAAGAAGAGCUGAUGCAGAUGAGCCCUGAUGACCCUGAUGCUCGGGAUAUCCCCAACUCCCAUUCUGAUCCUGCCAAAGUCAAUGGGACGAUCGUGGAGUUCGAGGACCUUCCAAGCUACUCUCCUGAUAUCCAGGACACCAUCGAAGUCAGUCAAGUAAUAGUUGAAGAUGGACAUCUUUCGGUCGACGAGGGACGUAGCUCACCUGACCCCCUUUUCGAUUCUAUUUCGCAAUCAGGGAACGACGAAGGAUCUCGCUCUCCCGUUGAGCCAGCGGUACCUUUUCACCGUGCUCGAGCGGCUAAUCCUUUGGUCAAGUUUAUCGAUGCUGCUCCGCUGAUGGAUAAGGCUUCGGGGGUUGUCAACCCCGCAAAGACACGCUUGAUUUCUGGCCAGCCUUCGAACUCAUCUCGGGAUAGCGGUAGUAACGCAUCCCAAAAGGCACGACCAAAACCUGGUCCUGGUGGACGUUCCUCGGCUUCCCGAGGCAAAAAUCGAAGCUCCUUGUUGACAGCUGUGAAGGGUGGCCUAACCAGCGUGAAGGGUCGCUUCGAGCCGGCAAAGGAUGUAAGGGAAGAACCAGAACCAAUUGAAAAUGCGCCAUCGCCGUCUCAUCUUACAGAGCACGAAUUUGCCAUUACAUCCUGGAGUGAUGAAGAUGCAGCGGGCGAGACAGAUCACGAGCAUCUAGCAACGGCACCCUUGACUGACCAGAUGGGGCCUGCGUCCAAUCAUGCACCUGCCCCUAUCCCAGUUCCCUCCGGUCAGGAAUUAUUAGAGAUAGCAGGUUUGAAGUCGGAUGCAGCCGCGCUGCCUGACUUCGAAGAUGAAGCGAAUGUCGAACGGCCGCCUCAACCCACGAAUGCUAUCUCGGUAGACACUCUUGCUGAUGACGUUCCUACCGAAGAUGCAGCCUCCCCGGCUACCAUGACCGUGGAAGAUGAAGCGGCACGAAAAAGUCUUGCAGAAGCUAAAGAGCAGCUGUUCCCGUCUGUACAGACUACGGCUUCGGUGACAUCCAUUUCAAGCUCAUCAUGGAAGACGUCAAAAGACAACACUAUCUUUGGACCAAUGUAUAAGCUACAGGAACCAGCUAAGCUUGCUCGCUUAACAUUGAUACAGGGUGAAGAUUUCUGGGGCAAUAAUACAAAUCUGUCAGCUCCGCUCGCGGGCCUAACGGCUCCCCUUCAUUGGCGUACAGCGUUGGAAUUUCAGCCUGUUUCCUGUUGGAAGGUCUAUAUGCACCGUGUCGCAAGAAAAAUAGAAUUGCCAUUUCCCCUUCCACCGCGGCAGAAUUGGCCAGAGCAGAAUUGGCUGCAGCUACUCAACAUGCGAGUGGCACCGAGGUGGGCAGUUCACUGCAACACAGUUAACCUGCAGCGGGGGCACAAGCGUCUCAAGGACAACCAAUACAAACACAUGUCCCGACUGACGAGUCGGGAGACAUUCCCUAUAUAG
Suillus clintonianus is the source of this 2487-nucleotide messenger RNA. RefSeq lists its product as uncharacterized. NCBI's taxonomy places the organism in Eukaryota, Fungi, Basidiomycota, Agaricomycetes, Boletales, Suillaceae. Bases 1 to 2487 code for a protein of 828 amino acids. The record is from RefSeq and is a predicted model, not a curated record. The transcript is spliced from 13 exons.